AUGAUCCCAUACUACCCACAAAUAUCUUCAUUUCUUCCAAACACCAAAAUCUACAAUUUCGAUCCAUCAAAAAGUCUAGUUGACAGUCAUGGUAACACUAACUGUCGUCCUCCCCCAUCACACACAAAAUGUCUUUGCCAAGAAAAAGAUAGAUCCGUCUUUCAACCAGCCAUCUACAUUUGGAAAAUGAGCUUAAGAAACCCUUGGCUUAUCCUAUGUGCCCUGGUCUUGACAUUCGUACCAAGCUGCCGGGCACCUCCGAUAGAGUUGAAUGAAGCCGAGUUGAGUCAUGCAUUAGUUGCAAUGACAAUCCUAAGAACAAUCCUACUCGGGUAUCUGGCUCACAUCGCAACAAUUCGACCUGAAUUAGUGGGUCCUACAAAUUCAAUUGUUCGUCGCUUUCAGUGCUUUAUAUUCCCUUCGCUGGGUACUGCUAUGGCUAUCAAUUCCAUAUAUUAUGCGUACAAUGAUGAAAAAAUUCUGGGAACCAAUCAAUUCAAAGUACCGUUAGAAAAGUAUGCAGAGCAGGCUCAAAACAUAUACCCAAAGGAUCCUAAGCAAAAUACCGAGAACCAAAACCCAUCGGGCUCAUCAAUAUCGCCAAGCACGGAAAUCCCAAAGAAUCAAGGUUUGAAAGUGGACCUUACAAACCAGAACAGACACUCGAGACCAUCGGUAUCAGAGAUAAAAUACGUGGGAGACUGGAUAGUUGAGUAUCUCAAGACAAAUGACAAUGUUAUGAUUAAGGAAUACGACAACGCAGCAUAUCUUGCUGCAUUUCUAUAUUUAAUUGGCCCCGAGAAGGCCAAAAAAAUUAAACACUGCAUUCUGAAUAAGCAUCUUAUUCUGGGGUUUGCUUCUGCAAUUUAUGCGCGUAGGCCAAGACACUCCGUAAUUCUGACUGAAAAAUUUACAGUGGCUGGCCCUGGUUCAGAGUGUGAAUAUCAAACCGAGAUUGUUCCUCAAAAUACCCGUUAUCUAUCAAUCGAUAUGAUAAGCCAGCUCAGAACUGCCUGCAAUAUUGACAGUACUUCAUACAUCGAAAUAUGUGUUACUAUCGGGCAAGCAAUAUACACUACAACUGAGUGCAUUACAAUGACCGGAGACAAAUGGACAAAAUCUAUCAUGAUUAUAUACACUGCAAUGUCAAUCCUUCAGACACUCUCGCUUAUUAUUCUGCACAAACAAAGUUCCCCGUUCAGCUUAUACUACUAUAAAGAUAUACCCUGGAGAGAAGCUUUGGCCGACAACGUCGUGAAUGAUGCAAAUACAUGGAGAAAAGUGGAGGUGUUUGACAAUGACAAAGAAAGACUUAGCCCUUCUAGUAACGAUGGUUACUAUGAAUUACUGUAUGAAGGAAGCUUCCUACAAUUUACGAUUGAGAGGCGCGAAUUCAAACAAAGACCUGGAGAGGACUUGUGGGCUCAAAACUACUAUCUCAACAUCGUAAUAUCUUCAAUUAUAGGCGUAGGAAUUCCUCUGCUUAUUUGUAUCUGGGCGGAUUACAAUGCCAAGAGCAUUACUGAAUGGCUAGUAUUAUCCUGGAUUCUUUGUUCUGCCAUCUUGCUUUUGGGAAUAUUUUCCCUAAAGUUUAAUUACCAUGCUUAUUUUGUACUCAUGUCUAUUUGCUUUAUUAUAAUCGCAAUUGGAGGCUGUGGAUGUCUGAUCGCUGCAACAAUUAUUGGGUAUUUACCAUAA
Messenger RNA from Phycomyces blakesleeanus NRRL 1555(-), 1698 nucleotides. RefSeq lists its product as hypothetical. The transcript is spliced from 3 exons. The record is from RefSeq and is a predicted model, not a curated record. Bases 1 to 1698 code for a protein of 565 amino acids. Lineage: Eukaryota; Fungi; Mucoromycota; Mucoromycetes; Mucorales; Phycomycetaceae.